AUGCAAAAAUCUGAGUAUAAAGCUAAUGGCUUAGGAUUUACAGUUGCUGAGAAGAUGGCUGCGAAUAAUCCUCUCGUUGAGAUAGGUAGCAGAGGAACCGUUGGAUCCCUCGUGUUACAAGAAAUUGAGUACUUCAGUAGGCUACAACUAAACCAUCACAACAGCAUGAACAAGCCAUGUCGUCAAGUUUCAGACGUGGCUUCGACUAACAGUCACUCUAGACCAAAUCUUGGAUCGUUAGUCACGAAUCUUAAAAAGAAGAGACGGAGCUGUAAGCUGAUGCCGAGCAUGUGUUCAAUGGUAGAAGUUGCAGAAUGUAAUCCACCAGCUGCUAUUUCAAGAUUCACUUACAAGAAUCUAAAGGCUGAUAUUUGA
Molecule: messenger RNA, 375 nt
Organism: Nicotiana tabacum (common tobacco)
Lineage: Eukaryota; Viridiplantae; Streptophyta; Magnoliopsida; Solanales; Solanaceae
Source: RefSeq, a predicted model, not a curated record